CUGCUCACUUACGUUUACGAAUCUUGACGAUUUAUUUGUUUCGCCAAAAUGGAUGCUUUAUAAACGAAAAAAAAACUGAAGAUUAAAAAAAAGAAAGUAAAUGAACGAUUCUAUUGAGAAAUAAGUUUUAAAUUGGAAUAAGAAACCAUGAAUCGAGUAGAAUUUCUUUUGCUUUUGCUACCAUCUACCUCAGUCAUUGAGCACUAAAAAAAAAAACACCUUAGUACUGGACUGUUUCAACGUUUCCUUCAGAAACCCUACUUUGGCAAAUCCAGUCUUUUGUUUUAGUUCACUAUUUUGUUUUUCUCCUUUUAUAUUAUAGAAAUAUUUAUUUUAACGGAUUAACUAGAAAUUCCCAACUACUAAAGAAACGUUUGCUACAAUAACGAUUUAAGGAAUUGUUUAUGAAAAUAACAAAAUUCUUCUUUCAAAAUGCAAAUUCAUUUGUAAAGAGGUGGAAAGCGCAGCCCUUUCAAGUGCAAUGGCCUCGAAAACACGAUAAAGUUUUUGUGGCCAUGUCUGGAGGCGUGGACUCGAGCUUUUCGGCUUAUUUAUUAAAAAAACAGGGGUUUAAUGUGGAAGGUGUUUUUAUGCGAAAUUGGCUUGAUGAAGAUGAUGCACCAGGCGGAUGCCCCGCGGAACAAGACUGGUCCCUUGUUCAGAAAGUAUGCAAACAACUAGAUAUUCCUUCGCGGAGGUUUAAUUUUGAAAAGGAUUAUUGGACUCGGGUAUUUGAACCGAGUCUGGAGCUAUACGAGCAAGGAUGUACGCCCAACCCAGAUGUCCCUUGUAAUCGCUAUGUCAAAUUUGGAGCCUUGUAUGAGGCAUUAGAAAACGAAAUGUCUCGGGAGUGGGAGAAUGGCUCUUGUUCUACUCAACAAUGGUGGCUAGCCACUGGACACUAUGCGAAAACAAUGAAAAAUGCAAGUAAUAAUCAAGUUGCACUUUGCUUACCCAAAGACCGAUGGAAAGACCAAACAUUAUUUUUGUGCACGGUCCAAGAAAAAGCUCUUCAGCGAACAAUAUUUCCGCUACAUAAUCUAGAAAAAAAAGACGUUAAGAGGAUGGCCGCUCAUGCCGGGCUAAAUGAGAGUGCCGAUCGACUCGAAAGCCAAGGACUAUGUUUUGUAUCACCAAAUGUAGGAAGCCACUUUCGAAGCUUUUUGGGUCGAUAUCUAGCUUCAUCGAAUGAACCUAUACGCGUCGUAGCAAAUGGGAAAGUGGUUGGCUUCUACCCUCCAUCUACAGGUUGCUGGUCUUAUACAAUUGGAGAGCGCUGUGGCUUGAGUCUUCCGCAGGGCGAUCCGGAAUUUCAAGGGCGAUGGUAUAUCUGGAAGAAAGAAGCUUCUACAAACACGAUUUUCAUUUGCCAUGGAAGCAUGAACCCAUUACUAUUUCGAAAACGAAUUCGAGUCAAUCAUUGGACAUGGUCGACUGAGUGGAUCCGACAAGAAGCGAGCAAAUCGAAAGGGCCCAUUGAUUGUUCUGUGCGUGUACGACAUCAGCAAACACUCGAGCCCGCAAAGGCUUUAUUUCAAGGAGAUGGUUUAUUAGUGGUUGACUUUUUGAAUCCUCAACGGGCAUUAACGCCUGGUCAAGUUUUGGCAAUGUACAAUGAUGAGUUGUGUUUGGGAGGAGGAUCCAUUGCAGCAGACGAGCCAUAAGAUUUUUUAAGAAGAAUCCUAAGAUAGCUAUAUUUUGAAAAGUCUUAUAGACAUUUAUUUGCUAUGAUAAAAUGAUCUGUUUACUACCUACCUCAGUGCGAAACAAUCUGUUCUCAACCCCCACCUGGAAUUAAUUACCAAUCCCCACCUAGUUUAUUCCACUAUGGAUUUCGAUACGUGAAAAAGGAUAGAUGGUAAGCCGCCGCUUGACGAAAGCUGUACAGUAACAUGGGGUCAGAUUGAAACGAGAAUGGAAGCGAUGAGUGGGACAGUGCGUCUAUUCGAUAACUCAAUGAUUCUUGCUGAUGAUUCUUUCGAUUUUUCGUUUUUCUCUAACCUAUUUCAAAAGUAUUCGCCGGUAGAAUGUGCGAGUUCGUAAAGGAGGGUCAGGAAGAUAAUAUAAUAUGAAUCACACGCAAGGUACUAAAAAAAGGCGGCAAGAGUUUUAGUUUGAUGCGUUUCUGUUUAUUGACGACUGAACAAGUUUUAGAGCUUGCUAACAAAGAUGCAAAAGGAAAAAUUAUGAAAAAAGGAAUAUAAACAAAUGAACUUCUAGACGACACAAUAAGUUUGUGCGGGAAAUACCUCGCUUCCAGAACACGAGGAUCCGGUGAAUCUUAUUCAGUGAAUUAUGAAAGCCCCACAUCACUGCCUACUCUGCUGCUAAACAUGAAAUCAACACACACAACCCUGAGUGAUUCUUACAAACCAAUCAUGAAGACAAAGGGUCACUCUCAAACAAUCCAGAAUAAAAAAAAAUAAUACCUGAAAAUGAGGCUGAAACAACAUCUUGCUCCUCGCUUUACCAAUAAACACAAACACUCAUGUAAAUCUUUCUACUGAAUAAGGCAUUCCUUUCUUCUUCGUUAAAAGAAUGUUCCGAAGCCUCCUAGCGUAGUGAACGUGCUGGUUAUCUUAUCUUAUGAACCCAUUCCCCAAUCGUCUGUCAUUUUUUAUUUCCCCUAAAAAGUCGUCGAAUCAUUGGCGGACUUUAUCUUCCAGCUUGCACCAAGCUCUCUUAUUUUCUCUCUAUCUUCCAAUCAAAUUGCUUCAUUUUUGAUUUGCAAACCCUUACCCUAUAUUUAUCAAUGGGAUGAGCAGAAGUAGGCGACCUUGUCGGUAACAAAAUUUGACACUGUUAUUUUACACGUAUAUAUAAUACUCGGCGGCCCUGCCAACUACCUUCUCCAAACACCGCUUUUCCUACCAGGAUUAGGUAAAAAAAGACACACAAAUCCUUCCCCUUUUUAUUUUAAUUUUAUAAUUUUAAUCC
Messenger RNA from Schizosaccharomyces cryophilus OY26, 2937 nucleotides. Its product is annotated as tRNA(5-methylaminomethyl-2-thiouridylate)-methyltransferase. Gene Ontology annotation, molecular function: sulfurtransferase activity. Bases 405 to 1664 code for a protein of 419 amino acids. Lineage: Eukaryota; Fungi; Ascomycota; Schizosaccharomycetes; Schizosaccharomycetales; Schizosaccharomycetaceae. The transcript is spliced from 3 exons. Gene Ontology annotation, cellular component: mitochondrion. The record is from RefSeq and is a predicted model, not a curated record. Gene Ontology annotation, biological process: tRNA wobble position uridine thiolation.